GGGCGCCGGAGGAUGCAGUCUCCAUGGGGCUGCUGUGGUUUCUGUCUUUUCUCCAUUCCACCUUCUUUGGGGACGAGGCACUGGAGGAAUUAAAAAUGUCCGGGCCAGGCCCAACGGCUUCCUAUGAGCAGCUGGUGCGGCAGGUGGAGGCCCUGAGCCGGGAGAACACGCACCUGCGGAGAGAACUCCAGGAUAACUCCAGUCAUUUGUCAAAGUUGGAGAAUGAGACCUCUGAUAUGAAGGAGGUGCUGAAGCACCUUCAGGGGAAGUUGGAGCAAGAAGCCCGAGCGAUGGUAUCAUCUGGGCGGACUGAGUUAUUGGAGCAGCUGAAAGCCCUGCAGAUGGAUAUCACCAAUCUGUACAACCUCAAGUUUCAGCCCCCAGCUCUUGCUGCAGAACCAGGCAGCCAGAAUCGGAGCCGCAGCCGGAGCCCCGAGGGCAGCCCCCUGCACUGUGCUGCCCCUGCACCGGCUGUUCCAGGGCUGUCCAAGAAAAGAGAAGAAUCAGGAGAAUUGAGCAGGGCCACUGUCCGGCUGCUGGAGGAACUAGACAAAGAAAGGUGCUUCCUGCUGGCAGAGAUUGAGAAGGAAGAACAAGAGAAACUCUGGUAUUAUGGGCAGCUCCAAGGCUUGUCCCAGCGCCUAGAUGAGCUGCCUCGGUCGGAGACGUUUUCCAUGCAGACAGACCUGAUCCGGCAGCAGCUGGAGUUCGAAGCUCAGCACAUCCGAGCGCUGAUGGAAGAGCGAUUCGGGACCUCAGACGAGAUGGUGCAGAGGGCUCAGAUCCGAGCCUCUCGCCUGGAGCAGAUUGAGAAGGAGCUUUCGGAAGCACAAGCUCAGACCCAGACCCGGGAGCGAGCGCAGCAGCCACAGCCAGAGCACCAGACCCUGCUAGGGGCAAAGCCAACAGGGGCAGAGGGGGAUGGGGAGGCAGAAAUCCCCACACACCCAGAGGAUGGAACCACCCAACUCAGCAACAGCAAGGUGGAGGUGGUGUUCUGGCUACUGUCCAUGCUGGCCACGAGGGAUAAAGAGGACAUGGCACGGACCCUCCUGGCCAUGUCAAGCUCCCAGGAGAGCUGUGUGGCCAUGCGCCGCUCUGGCUGCCUGCCGCUCCUGCUGCAGAUCCUCCAUGAUGCUGACCGUGAGGCGGGCCCUGCCGAGGGGGCCAAGGAUGCCCGCAUGCGGGCCAACGCAGCCCUACACAACAUCAUCUUCUCCCAGCCUGAUGAGGGCCAGGCCAAGAAGGAGAUGCGAGUGCUGCAUGUGCUGGAGCAGAUCCGCUCUUACUCUGAGACCUGCUGGGACUGGCUUCGGAUGCAGGGCCAAGAUGGGGGCCAGGGCCCUGAGGGGGGUGCUGGGCCCGUACCUAUUGAGCCGCAGAUCUGCCAGGCCACAUGUGCAGUGAUGAAACUCUCUUUUGAUGAGGAAUACCGCCGGGCCAUGAAUGAACUUGGUGGGCUGCAGGCCGUGGCAGAGUUACUGCAGGUGGAUUAUGAGAUGCAUAAGAUGACCAAUGACCCUCUGAACCUAGCCCUGCGGAGAUACGCGGGCAUGGCCCUCACCAAUCUCACCUUUGGCGAUGUUGUCAACAAGGCCACACUGUGUGCCCGGCGGGGCUGUAUGCAGGCCAUUGUGGCCCAGUUGGCCUCAGACAGUGAGGAGCUCCACCAGGUGGUGUCCAGCAUCCUUCGAAACCUAUCCUGGAGGGCAGAUAUUAACAGCAAGAAGGUCCUACGGGAGGUGGGCAGUAUGACUGGACUCAUGCAGUGUGCCCUUCGAGCCACCAAGGAGUCCACACUGAAGAGUGUCCUCAGUGCCCUAUGGAACCUGUCGGCCCACAGCACAGAGAACAAGGCCGCCAUAUGCUUGGUGGAUGGAGCCUUGGGCUUCCUAGUCAGCACUCUCACCUAUAAGUGUCAGAGUAACUCACUAGCCAUCAUCGAGAGUGGAGGGGGCAUCCUCCGAAAUGUGUCCAGCCUCAUCGCGACCCGGGAGGACUACAGGCAGGUGCUCCGGGACCACAACUGCCUUCAGACGCUCCUCCAGCACCUGAGGUCCCACAGCCUGACCAUCGUGAGUAACGCCUGCGGGACCCUGUGGAACCUGUCAGCUCGUAGUCCCCGAGACCAGGAGCUUCUCUGGGACCUGGGCGCCGUGAGCAUGCUGCGGAACCUGAUCCACUCCAAGCACAAGAUGAUAGCGAUGGGCAGCGCCGCCGCCCUGCGCAACCUGCUCACCCACCGGCCCCUCAAAUACAAGGACACAGCGGCCGUCAUCUCCCCGGGCUCCUGCAUGCCCAGUCUCUACGUUCGCAAGCAGAAGGCCCUAGAGGCCGAGCUGGAUGCCAGGCACCUGGCCGAAGCUCUGGACACGAUGGAGAAGCAGAGCCUGAAGGGUCAGGUUGCCAAGAAGCCCCCGCUGCGCCACCUGGACAGUCUGGUCAAGGACUACGCCUCCGAUUCCGGCUGUUUUGACGACGAGGAUGUGCCCGCCCUAGCCCCCGGGGUGGAGGUGGGUAAUCCCUCCGUCCUCUCCAUGUUCCUCAACAGUCCCUACCUGCAGGGCCAAGCCUUGCCCCGCAUGUCGGCCCCACGCCGAGGCCUCGAAGCAGAGAAGGAGGAUGGCAGCAGCGGCAGAGGCAGUAUGGAUGCCAAGAAAGGGGUGAUGGAUGGGACGGCGGCGGCAGCCGAGAAACUGGCCACCAAACUCUCUGUGGCCGUGGCCAAGAUUGAUAAACUGGUGGAGGACAUCUCAGCCCUGCAUACCUCCUCGGAGGACAGCUUCAGCCUCAGCUCGGGUGACCACGGGCUGGACUGGCCCUCGGGGCCGGGGGAGAUCCGGGAGGCCAGGGCUCAGUCGUGCUCACCCUGCCGGCUGCCUGAGGCAGGGAGGAGGGAAGGGGUAGGGAGGGCCCACCCGCUCCUCAGGCUGAAGGCGGCUUACACCAGCCUGUCCAAUGACAGCUUGAACAGCAGCAGUACCAGUGAUGGCUACUGCCCCCGAGAACACAUGAAUCCCUCCCCAAGGGCCUCGUUUGCCGGCUACCGAGAGGAACUUCAGAGAUACCAGCAGCGCCCUAGCCGGCUGGACCUCAAGAACAUCGUGGCUACCCAGCCAGACAGGAGAGAGCCCCCAUCUCAGGAGUCCACUCUUGCCGCUGAUUCCCACGUGCACACCAUCAAACUCUCGCCCUCAUAUCAGCACGUGCCUCUGCUGGAGGGUAUGGCCAAGGUCGGUGCUGUUCCCUUUCCCAGCAACGGGGGCGGUCCAACAGCCAGGAAGCAGGCCUGGCUGCCCACAGGGACCCUGAAAGGCACUGAGGGCCUGAGCAGGAUCCCUGAGAAGCUGCCAGCCCCAGCCCCACCUGCUCCGGCAGCAGAAACCUUACAGAAGUAUUCCGUGGAGGACACACCCAUCUGCUUCUCCCGAUGCAGCUCCCUCUCCUCCCUCUCCUCAGCUGAGCAUGGCGUGGAUGGGAGAAGCCGCAGUGAAGACAAUGAGCUGGACAGCGACUCUUCCCUGGAGAUCCUGGAAGAGCCCGGGCCCGGGGAGGGAGAGGACGACGGGGUGGAGGAUUGGAGGCCCCGUGGGACUGCCUCCCUGCCUGUGGCCAUCCCCGCCCCACGGGGCGACCAGGCUUUCUUGUCCCAGGCCCAGGGGGAUGAGGGCGCCUCCCCCUCCCGACAAGAAGACAUGACACCCUCCAGCUCCUCCGAGAACUACAUCCAGGAGACCCCCCUCGUCAUGAGCCGCUGCAGCUCCGUCAGCUCCCUGGGCAGCUUUGAGAGCCCCUCCAUUGCCAGCUCGAUCCAGAGUGACCCCUGCAGUGAGAUGGUGAGUGGCACCGUGAGCCCCAGUGAGCUUCCCGACAGCCCAGGGCAGACCAUGCCCCCCAGCCGGAGCAAGACCCCCCUCCCAGAACGGGAGACCAGCCAGUUCAACUUGCAAUGGGAGAACAACGUCAAGAAGUUCAUGGACAUCACCGACUUCAAGGAGCGCUUCCAGCUGCCCCCAGACCUCGACAGCACCAUCUACUUCACCGUGGAGAAGCCGGACGAGAACUUCUCCUGCGCCUCCAGCCUCAGCGCGCUGCCCCUCCACGAGCACUACGUGCAGAAGGACGUGGAGCUCAAGCUCUUGCCCCCUUUCCCUGAGCGCGGAGGCGGACUUCACUUCGCGGGCCACGAAAAGCGGGAGGAGCCUGGGCGGGAGGAGCGGGCGGAAGGACCCCGCGGGAGCCGGCCCCGCCUGGAGACCCACUCCGAGGAUGACCUGGAGAUCCUGAAGGAAUGUAUCAGCUCGGCCAUGCCCUCUCGCUUCCGGAAGGUCAAGACAGCCCUAGUGCCGGGCUUGCCUGCAGGCAAGAAGGGACUGCAUGUGCCUGUCUACAUGCUGGUGCCUGCACAUGCCCAUGCCAGCAUGGCAGCCAGGGCCCCUCGGCCUUCCCGCAGCCCGUAUAAAGAUGAGGAUUCCUUCACGGACUCAGCCGAAGGCACACCAGUCAACUUCUCCAGCGCCACCUCACUCAGUGAUGAGACCCUUCAGUAUCCGCCCAAGGACAGCCAGGGGCAGCGGGCUGAGAGGAGGGAGCCCAUCUCUCGGCGGGUCACCUCCAGCCAUUCUACCCCAACCAAGAUGGUGGCUGCCUACAAGCACAGAGCAGGAGGGGCCUGCCUCCCAGUAUCAAGCAGGGGCAAUGAGCCCAUCCGAGGCUCUCUCAAGAACCUGCCCAACCUAGAACUGACCAUUAGCCGGCCCAGGAGUGCCCACUCUGAAAGGGAUAGCCGUCCCAGAGGGGACAGUGCACAUCCAAAUGGGGGUCACGGGGAUGUUGCCUUCCAGUCUCUGUGUCACACUACGCCCACUGAAGAGGCAGUUUACUGUUUCUAUGAGAAUGAUUCCGAUGAUGCUCCCGAGGCCCCAGCCCGGAAGGCACCAGCAGGAGCCCGGGCUCCAAAGAAGGAGCAUCGGGCUGGCAAGAAAGAAACGGAGCCCAAGCCCAAAGUGGUGCCACCAUCCUCCGUGCAGCCCCGAGCGCCUGCCAAAUCCCAACACAAACUGAUUGCAGAUGAGACACCACCCUGCUACUCCUUAAGCUCUUCAGUGAGUUCGCUCAGUGACCUGGACCUUUCAGAGAGGGAUGGUGGGCAGCCACAUGGCAAAGGGGGCCUGCCCCACCUUCAGACCCGAAAGCCUGUACAUACCAAGCCCCCACUACCAGCUCCUGGUCGGGACAAUUCUCCCAGCUCCCCGAGUCUCAACUCAGAUGAAGAUCUGCUACAAAGGUGUAUUGGCUCAGCCAUGCCAAAGAGACAGCGCCACACAGCCCGGCACCGAAAGACCGAGCGAAAGCCCAAGCAACCGGUCCCCCAGGCAGCGGGCAGCAAGGAGCGAAAGGCUGAGUUACGGAAGGAGCUAGGCGAGGAGGUGAGCUCAGACCGCGCCUCAGACCUGGACAGUGUGGAGUGGCAAGCUAUUCAAGAUGGUGCCAAUUCCAUUGUGACAUGGUUGCACCAGGCAGCAGCAGCCGCAACAUCCUUCUCCAGGGAGCCCUCAUCUGAAUCUGACUCUAUCCUCUCCUUUGUGUCUGGUCUGUCAGUGGGGUCCACCCUGCAGCUUACCCUUGGAAGGGAAGAGCAGAAGCGAAGGGGGAAGGAAACUGGAGGAGAGGUGGAAAAGAAGGAACAAAAUAAGACUGCUGAUGAGUGCAAGAAAGGAGGGGAGACCCGGACCCUCAACCGCCGCAUGUUGCGGGGCCCAGAAAAGCCAGCCAGUGCCCAGAAACCCGUGUCCAAUCUUCCAGCAGUGUUCCGGGGUCGAACAGUCAUCUACAUGCCCACCCUGGCCAAGGGGACCCCCAAGCCUCGAUCCCCUCCAAAGAAAACUGUGCCCAAGACUGAGCCCCCCACCAAACCCCUCACUCUCAGUCAGCAGAGGUCCCGGAGCCUCCACCGGCCAGGGAAAAUGUCAGAGAUGGCUGAAUUGAUGCUACCCAAGAGGAGUGCCACACCCCCUGCCCGGAUGGCUAAGACCCCAUCCUCUGGCUCUUCCCAAACCUCCACCCCAUCCCAGCCACCAUCCAAGAAGUCCCCGCCCUCUUCCCAGAUAAGCAAGCCAGUGCCAGCAACUGGGAGUAAAGUGGGCACCAACAGCCCUCAGGCCAGGGCUCCGGUGAAGGCUCUAAUCUCCAGACAGCACAAAACCCAGAAAUCUCCUGUCCGGAUUCCAUUCAUGCAGAAGCCAGUGAGGAAGACGUUCCCAGUGAGGAACAACCAGCCUGUCCCCGAGGAGCAGGGUGCUGGAAGAAAGGCAGGUGGAAGGCUCAAUCUGGUUCGUGUGGCCUCAACCCGGUCCAGUGGCAGUGAGUCUGACCGCUCUGGCUUCCUGCGACAGCUGACCUUCAUCAAGGAGUCUUCCAACCUCCUCCUGCGACACCGCUCUGAGGCCACAGCUCCCCUUCCCCAGAACAACUCGCCACGCCGAAGUCGGACCAGCGUCCCUGCUGUCUUCCUCUGUUCUUCUCGUUGUGAAGAGCUCAAAGCGGCCAAAGCCGGGCCCCAGCCUAGUCCCAGAGCCUCACCAGGGGAGCGCCUACCACACCGGACCAGCUCAGAGAGUCCUUCCCGCUUACCUGUCAAGAUAGCUACUCCCCCACCUGAACCAUUCAAACGCUAUUCCUCAUCCCCCCACAUCAACGUUGUCAAGAGGUCUGGCAGUCCAGCCCCAACCCUUCCACAAGGGGCUGAGGCUGGGGGUGGGCGGCGGAGGAGUGAUGGAGAGGCCAAGCCUCUCCCUCAGGUCACCGCCAAGGGUACAUGGCGGAGGAUUCGGGACGAAGACAUACCCCACAUCCUGAAGAGCACGCUCCCCUCCACCGCCCUGCCUCUUGUUGGCACGGUCCAAGAAGAAAGUCCAGGUCCCCAAAGGAAGACCAGUGAUGCUGUGGUCCAGACAGAAGACUUCUCAGCCUCUAAAACCAACUCCAGCACCUCACCAACCCUGGAGAACCGGGAGCCACCCAAGCAUGCAGGUAGUGUCCCAGUCAGCGGCGUGCAGGCCCCCUUCAUUGGCAGUGACGUGGAUGGGCUGAGCUCCAAGGUGACUGCUGCCAUCUCCUUCGCCCACGAGGGGCUGAUGGCCCCAGCUGGAGGCUUCCCCUCCAGCCGCCACAGCUCCCCCAGCCGGGCUGCCCGAGUUACCCCCUUCAAUUACAUCCCCAGUCCCAUGGUGGUGCCAGCUAUGACCGACAAAGCCGUGGAGAAAGCUAUCAGCCUCCAGGUCCUAGCCUGCUUAGGCCUCCCUACACUAAGACCCUCAUGGCAGCAAGCUGCACUCUUGUGGAAGAUGCCCGUGUACAAAGAACUAGUUCAAGAAGCUGCUUUCUUAUUUCAUACUCAGCCAAGUGAUCUGGGCAGGCUGCUUCCCCAACCUGUGAAAUGGGGAGAACCUCCACCAGAUCUACCUCCCAAGGGAGAGCUGCACCGAAGCCAGUCAGGACACAGCCCCUACCUUCCCAGCCUCAGGGGCUUGGUGACCAACCUGAAAGUCCAGGCACUCAUGGAAACCAUCAGGGGCGAAUCCGGACAAUUCAAGCUGUCUUGGGAGUGUGCUGAUACGGAAGCGCAGGCACUGCUCCCUCAUUGGGGUCAGAGGAACAGUUUCCUAGUCUCUGUGUUCGAUCUACACUUUAUGUGCCCUACAGAGGCAGGUGCCCAAAACAGGGCUGAAGCUUUGAGAACAUCUGCACAGCCAGGCCUCCCCAAGCUAGCUGCCUGCCCCACCCAGCCCCAGGACUUUGCCAACCGCAGUGACAGGCUCAGUUGCCUCCCCUCCUUCGCCCUCAUCCUUUCACACCACAUCAGCUUUGUUCACAGCAUCCUCCAGCCAGGAUGCUCUCUGUACCACUCAGCUGUUAACCUGGUUCGCUCCUUUAUGCUCUCAGUCAUGUACGUACCACCCCAGUUCUUCACCACAGACCCUAGUUCUGUUCUCAUCCAGUUUGUGUGA
Vombatus ursinus (common wombat) is the source of this 8009-nucleotide messenger RNA. It is a transcript of the gene APC2, whose product is annotated as APC2, WNT signaling pathway regulator. Gene Ontology annotation, cellular component: beta-catenin destruction complex; catenin complex; cytoplasmic microtubule. The record is from RefSeq and is a predicted model, not a curated record. Gene Ontology annotation, biological process: cell fate specification; negative regulation of canonical Wnt signaling pathway; regulation of cell differentiation. Lineage: Eukaryota; Metazoa; Chordata; Mammalia; Diprotodontia; Vombatidae. The transcript is spliced from 22 exons. Gene Ontology annotation, molecular function: beta-catenin binding; gamma-catenin binding; microtubule binding. The coding region runs from base 24 to 8009 and encodes 2661 amino acids.